Molecule: messenger RNA, 2763 nt
Organism: Cherax quadricarinatus
Lineage: Eukaryota; Metazoa; Arthropoda; Malacostraca; Decapoda; Parastacidae
Product: junctional adhesion molecule-like
Biological process (GO): synapse organization
Cellular component (GO): neuron projection membrane
Source: RefSeq, a predicted model, not a curated record
CGAGAGCUGUUCAGUGCGUCUUAAACAGUGGUGGUGGGCGGUAUACCUGGUGCUGCUGGUGUCCAGUGCUCUCGUUCUCUCCCACUCACUUCUGUGCUGCUUCAGGCUCGAUACAACGUUCAUUAUCUAACCUAUUAACUCUGAAUGAAACAUAAUUUUGAACGAAAUAAGAAAUGAACUGGAUCACUACUUAAAAAAAACUUAAUUUAUAUCCAUUAAAAAUUAUUUUAAGCAAAUUCCAUGAGCAUAAAACAUGAUUUUAAUCGAAAUUUGGUACGUGUUUAUAGAAGAAAGUGUUGAAACUUGCUCAUAAUGUAGAAUUUACAUUUUACCAUAGAAUUUACAUUUUACCAAGACGCUGGGAGGUCGAAACUGUCAAAGUUUGGCUGUGUGAAAACUGCAGAUUCAAGGCCUAAGAAUGAAGACUCUUAUCCAGGUGAUGAGCUCUGAGCUUUGGCUAACAGGAGGAAGCCGGGCAACUACCAGUCAUAGCAUCCAGUCCUCGACUCCUGCCCAGUUGCUUCAGUUACUCCUGUGUACACAUGUGACACACCACUCUGGGGACAUGUAAAGACCAGCUGAGACUACAGCCUGUGUUCUACACUGUUAGUGCUGCCGAACUAACACUUCUCUGAAUGAAUGGAUAUCUAGUUAGAGAAAGCUAUCGUGGCCUUGUCUUCUCUGUGCAUUCUGUUAUUCUGAGAAGGAAACACCUCCAAAGUUCCAAAUGGCCCAUACAAAAAGAAUAGCUCUGAAACUAAAAUGCAAUAUUUUACCAAUAAAUUUUAAACGUAACUCAAAUAUACUUUAACCCAAGAUAAGAAUCUCGCAAGCUGGUAAAUAACAGAAGAAAAAUAAUCAAACAAAAUUAUCUAAAAGAGAGAGGCAAGCAUGGAGAAAGAAUUUUGGCAGCUGCUACUGGUGACCGUCUUGCUUAUCACGGGAUACUUGGUGGAUCGCGCUGGGGCUGGCACUGGUCUCUACAUGGGGCCAUACUUCCCUAGCCCACAACCUAUGAACAUCACCGUCCACCAGGACACCGUAGCUUACCUUCCUUGUACCGUAGCACAACUGGGAGACAAGUCGGUGUCGUGGGUUCGACAGCGAGACGCGGACAUCCUGACGGUGGACCGCUACACCUUCGUCAAGGACGAACGACUCAAAGUGCACAUCACUCCGGAAACCGGUACCUGGACGCUAGUCAUAAAAUUCGUGCAGGAACGCGACGCAGGCACCUACGAGUGCCAGAUCUCCACGGAACCUAAAAUGUCUAUGCUUGUCCACCUCCAUGUUAUAGUGCCGCAGGUAGAGGUGACUGGGGCUGCCGACAAGUACGUGAGAAGCGGCUCGACCGCUCGCCUCGAGUGCAAAGUAAGUUCCACUGUACAGCUGCCAGACUACAUCUUCUGGUACCACUCUGGGGAGCGACUACUGGAGUACGACAACCCCAGAGUGAAGAUCACAGUGUCCCGGCGGGGCGGACAGGGCAGCGAGAUGAGUGUCACCUCCACGCUCGUCAUCUCCAAGGCCAGAUCUACGGAUGCUGGAAACUACACCUGCAUGCCAUCCAACCUCCACCGCGCCACCACAAUCCUUCAUGUCCUGAACGACGAGCAUCCAGCAGCAAUGCACACAGGCAUGGCGGCGACUGUAGAGCCACUACCAACAUGGGGCAUCUUACUGGUUGUGGGUCUGACACUAGUGUUCGUUCACGUGUAUCCUCACACCAACUUCGAAUGUGCUACGUUGUACAUUCCCCAGGACACAGAUGAGGGAGAGGCACCACCAGUCACCAGCACCACAGGUGGAUACCUGGAAGAGCUAACUGGACACCUGCUCAUGGCGCCGGUCUUACCUGUCCCUCACGCAGGCUUCAUCCCGAGGGAAGAGAUCAUCAGCCGUUGCCGCCCACCUUCCACAAGGAGACGACGAGCUUCGAACCAGUGUCAGGGAAUCACGGGGUGUGGUGACACGGACAGUGUCUUACUUCUCGCUACCGUCAUAGUUUCUUCCCGACUGCUUCACAGUGCACCUGGUCCACACUAACCCAACUCUUACCAGACACAACACGUGGCAAAGCCAUCGUGAUCUUCGUAAAUUUGGUUAAUCAUGCUUACAGCCGUCGUUUUAAAGCGUUCAUUACAAAAGUAAAGCAAAUCCAUAAAUGUGCAUUAAAUAUAUUAGAAACUGCAGACGCAGACUCAAUGGUGAAAUGUUUUCCACAUUAAAUUUGACAAUAAUGUGCAUAGGGCUAAGUCUCUUGUUUAUUUCAUCACAUCAACGUCUCUGUAAAACCUCCUUUAUGUUACUGACCAAAACAAAACACUCAAAAGUGCAGUCUCAAUCACUGAAAAAAAGACGGAUCGUAUGACUUUUUUCUGGAAAUGUUAAUUGCCAUAUAUACUGUCCAAUAAAGAUUCUUUCCUUCAAUGUCGUAUAGGAAAAAUCACUGUGUUAAUAUUGUUAACAUGUUUAAUUAUACUAGCCCUUAGGGUUUUCUGUUAUCGUUUAUGUUAACAACACUAGUGGAUUUCACAUUGGCAGGCAAACUGUUCUGACUGCACUGUUCCGUUAGUUAAUUAAGUCGUAUAUUCCAAAUAAACGUCUAAAUAUGCCGGCCCGAGUGCGUGAGCAUUCGACGACGGGUGACUGUGAAUGUUUUACAACCUUUUGUAUCCGUGUGCGUCGUCAGCUCGAAGGUUCUGUCUUAGACUGCUGAACCGAAGUCUCUGUAAAGUUGGUGUACAUACAUGUGCGAAUGAA